UACCAGAGUGAAGCUCCCUUAUUCCUUUUGACAGCGAGGAGACUAAAAAUCCUUCUCUCUCACACGCGCGCUUAGUCGCUCUCUGCUGUCGCCUUCGCCGGACCACCACCUCGUCCUGCUCUCUCCAUUGCCAUACGAUCACUCCGUGAUUUCCGCUUGUCAUGGACCAGUAUGAAAAGGUCGAGAAGAUUGGUGAAGGUACUUACGGAGUUGUUUACAAGGCUCGGGACCGUCUAACUAAUAAGGUGAUUGCCCUUAAGAAGAUUCGUCUGGAGCAGGAAGAUGAAGGGGUUCCUAGCACUGCCAUUAGAGAGAUCUCAUUGUUAAAGGAGAUGGAGCAUAGCAACAUUGUCAGGUUACAUGAUGUCAUUCACAAUGGGAAUAAAUUGUACCUUGUUUUUGAGCAUUUGGACUUGGACUUGAAGAAGCACAUGGAUUCUUGUCCAGGACUUUCUAAAGAUACACGUAUAAUAAAACUGUUCCUCUACCAAAUUUUAUGUGCUACAGCAUACUGCCAUUCUCAUAGGGUUCUUCACCGAGAUUUAAAACCCCAAAAUUUGUUGGUUGAUCGACAUACAAAUGUCCUAAAGCUUGCAGAUUUUGGGUUGGCAAGGGCAUUUGGAAUUCCUGUUCGGACAUUAACCCAUGAGGUUGUGACCUUGUGGUAUAGAGCUCCAGAAAUCCUCCUUGGUGCUCACUGCUACUCUACUCCAGUUGAUGUUUGGUCAGUAGGUUGUAUCUUUGCAGAAAUGGUGAAUCAUAAAGCACUGUUUCCUGGAGAUUCAGAGAUUGAUCAAUUGAUGAAGAUUUUCAGGGUUGUGGGCACUCCGGAUGAGGGAAAUUGGCCAGGAGUUACUUCAUUACCCGAUUUCUUAUCAUCCUUCCCCAAGUGGCGUCCUAAGGAUUUGGCAAAAGUUGUGCCCACUCUUGAAGCAGCUGGAGUUGAUCUUCUCUUGAAAAUGCUCUGCUUGGAUCCCAGCCAAAGAAUCAGUGCUCGUAAAGCUCUCGAACAUGAAUACUUUAAAGAUCUUGAUGAAGAGUUAUAAACAAGUUUUCAUUCUAUUGUAUAUGAUCUGUAUUGGUGCAUAUUAUGAGGUCCAACUCUUGGAUUUUCUUCACGAGUGAAAUUAUUUCCUUUUUAGAUUUGUUUUGUGUCUCAACUCUGUCAUUAAAAGAUUCUUACUUUUAUGUUUUGAAUGGACGCAAUGAUAGAGGCAUUUACAAAUUA
Zingiber officinale is the source of this 1228-nucleotide messenger RNA. RefSeq names its product cell division control protein 2 homolog. The record is from RefSeq and is a predicted model, not a curated record. The coding region runs from base 162 to 1046 and encodes 294 amino acids. The transcript is spliced from 9 exons. Gene Ontology annotation, biological process: signal transduction; protein phosphorylation; regulation of meiotic cell cycle. Lineage: Eukaryota; Viridiplantae; Streptophyta; Magnoliopsida; Zingiberales; Zingiberaceae. Gene Ontology annotation, molecular function: cyclin binding; cyclin-dependent protein serine/threonine kinase activity; ATP binding. Gene Ontology annotation, cellular component: cytoplasm; nucleus; cyclin-dependent protein kinase holoenzyme complex.